AUGCGCCGUAACCAAGCAUUGGUGCGACGUCUUGAAAAGGGUCUUGAUUGGGCCUCAAUAUUGGCAGGUGCGAUGGGAGCUGUAUCACUUAUCUUAUUGUCUGUUUUCGACACCGCUCGCCACCCUUCACUUCACAGACUCUUCUUGUUAUUAUUCAUGCUAGGAGUUGUGUUAUCGGCCCUCUUCACAACCCUCGAAUAUCGACGCUUGGGCAAGGUUUUCAUUGAACGUUCGUUCCUCAAGAUUAGCUACAGGAUAAAACAGGCUAUCGUGGUUCUUGAAGUUUGUCUAUCUAUUGUGUUUGGUGCUACCAUGUAUAAGAAGAAGCACGAUGUUGCAGCCAUAUUUGAGUGGUUGGUUGCGUUUAUCUUCACAUUUUACGUCCUCUCAUUCUUUUUCGACCUUAGACCCAAGGCCAGAACUAGGGACGAACUGGAGGCGCGCCGUGAAAUGAUUCAGCAACAAAGAGCUACUGGCCAAUUGGCUUAA
Molecule: messenger RNA, 489 nt
Organism: Morchella sextelata
Lineage: Eukaryota; Fungi; Ascomycota; Pezizomycetes; Pezizales; Morchellaceae
Exons: 3
Coding region: 1-489 (162 amino acids)
Cellular component (GO): plasma membrane
Source: RefSeq, a predicted model, not a curated record